GGAGGAGGAGGAGGGCGAGGGAUGAGGCGAUGGCGGAGGGCGACGCAGCGGCGCUGAGGGCGUCGUCGUCGUCUCGGUCGUGGCGAGGAUGGAGGCGCCGAGCCAGGCGUCGUUGCUGCGGUUCCUGUCGGAGCGAGGCGGCCGGGCGCCCAACUCGGAGCUGCUGGAGCACUUCCGCGCCUCCCUGGAGUCCCCGGAGCCCCAGCGCCGAGCCUUGGCCCGGCAGCGCUUCAAGGAGAUGGUCAACGCCGUGGCCACCGUCAGGCAGGAGCCCGGCUCCGGGGCCAAGUACGUCCAGCUGCGCAAGAAGUACCUCAGGAACAGCAACAGCAGCAACGCCGACCACGCCGUCCCUCCUCCGCCAGAGUCUCCGAGGGGAAGAGAUGAGGGGGAAGCGGCGCCAGGGCAGCGAGAGGGGAGGACGGAGGGGCGCCCCGUGAUCGCCGGGGCCGAAGAUGAAGCUAAAGGGCGGGAAGGGGAGGCGGAGGUGGCGAAGGCGAGGGAGGAACGCGGAGCCCUGGCGGCGGCGGCGGCGGCGACCCCUCCGCGUGGCGGGAGGAAGGCCUUCCUGGAGCGGAGGGCGCUGGGCAGCUCCCCUCAGAUGAAGCGCGGGGGCCGGGACUCGGACAGCGCCUCGGUGGCCUCGUCUUCGGCGGAGGAGGAGGGCAACGGCGGGGGCUCGGUGGCGCUGGACCCCCUGGAGCACGCCUGGAUGCUCUCGGCCUCGGAGGGCCGCUGGGAGAGCCUGGAGGCGCUGCUGGGCUGCGAGCCCUCUCUGCUGGGGAAGCGGGACUUCGUGACGGGCUUCAGCUGCCUCCACUGGGCCGCCAAGCUGGGUCGGGCGGAGCUGCUGGCGCUGCUGGUGACCUUCGCCCGGCGCAGGGGCCUCUCGGUGGACAUCAACGCCCGCACCGCCGCCGGCUACACCGCCCUCCACCUGGCCGCCCUCCACGGGCACCUCGAGGUCGUCAAGCUCCUGGUGGGCGCCUACGACGCCGACGUCGAGCUCCGCGACUACAGCGGCAGGAAGGCCGCGCACUACCUGGGCGGCCGGGGAGGGGCCUCGGAGGGGCUGCGGGGGCUGGUCGGCGAGGAGGAGGAGGAGGAGGAAGGGGCCGGGACGGAGGCCCCCGGCGGGCGGUGGCGCCUCUCCCGCGUCCUCCCGGCCCAGCUCCUGGCCUCCCGCCUGCCCCACCUCCACCUCCACGGGGAGGAAGCCGAGGGCGCCGGCGGGGAGGCACGGGAACUCAGCAGGAAGGGCUCCGGCGGCGGCGGCGGCAGGAGGAGCAAGCCCCGGCUCAACAAGGUCCGCUUCCGCACCCAGAUCAUCCACACCACCCCUUCCUUCCGAGGGGAGCCCCAGGAGGACCCGGCGGCGGCGGAGGAGGAGGAGGAGGAGAAGGAAGGGGCCCAGGAGCGGCCCCCCAAGGGCUCCUUCAAGCUCAGGCCCAAGUCCAACGUCUUCGGGUAGAGAACGGAGCCCCGGCAGGCUGCCUCUUGCCACUGGAUGGGACGCGAUGGCUCCCCGGAUCCUUGGAUGCCCCUUGAACUGGAGGGAGGGCCCUAAGGGCAUCCGUUGCUUCUUGUACCUGGGGAGAACGGGGUGGCAAAGGAUCCCUGCUUACCUGAAAGUAUUCACUACUUGUACCUGGAUAGGAUGGCAAAGUAUCCCAGGCUUCAGCUGCCCUUAGAUUAUCCUCUGGGGAGGAGGGUAUUCAUUGCUCGUACCUGGAAAGGACGGGGUGGCAAACUAAGGGACAUUUUGGGGAGGAGGAUCCUGAGGGCAUUCACUGCUUAUUGUGAUGGGAUCGGAGGGCAAACUGCCCCUUAAACUCUCCUCUGGGGGGGAGGAGGGUCAUCCAUUGCCAGCACACAGAGAGAGAGGGCUACAAGGGGGACCGCCCCAGGGACUCUUCUCCAGCGGUGCUAGAGGGGAGCUAAUAGGUCAUUGUGCUGUUUGUGUGUCUUGGUUUACAAUGUAAGGUGCCCAGGGUCCUCAGUUCUUAUGCAGGUCAAGUUUUCUCUCUCUUUGCCCCAUAGGCGUUUGGUAGGAUGUUUCCAGAGUGUUUCUUUCCACACUCAAGCACUGAACAUUUAUGUGUGCAAUCUGUAAUGCUGUAGCCUUGGAUAAGGUGGGGGCCAAUGCCUUUAACCAUGGGGAAAGGGGUGGCACAUAGAAAACAAGCAUACAGGUGUUCUUCUCUGUAGAAUCUUGCUUUCUACAUGUAUACAUUUGACAUCUUUUUUGUUUUGUUUUUUGCCACUGGACUCUAAGUAUGUGGAAGUGGUUUACCACACAAUUGCACAUUCAUAGCCAAUGUGUGGUUCAUUCCCCAUGUUUGAAGAGAGAAAUACAAGGGUGAGAGGCAUUUGUAGAGGUAGCUAAGUGAUCAUGCAGGGAGGUUAACUGAUAGCACACACCACUAUCAGUUCUCCUUUGCAAGCACCUGAAAUUGGUGGUUACAAGGCAAACAUUUGCCUGAAGAGGUUGGGAAAGGGCCAAGCCCUAGUCCUCUCUCUCUCUCUCUCUUGCAGGUGCCUUCCUUGUCCACUCUCCUCAUCACAUGUUACAGUUACAAGGGAAAUACAGUUUGGGGGAUUCUGUUAGUCCUAAGGGACAUUUUUCAUAGCAAACAUACAUUUGGAAAAACAAUGUUCAUGGAACGCUUGUGAAUUGUUACAAUGCUAAUAUGUAAGACCUUUUGGGAGGUCUAGGAAGGGAACUUUCCCCAUGUUUAUCUAGUGCUAUUGUUUAUCAUUGAUUUGUUCAAAGUGGAGGACAUUUCAUUCCAAAGGUCUGG
Sceloporus undulatus (fence lizard) is the source of this 2801-nucleotide messenger RNA. It is a transcript of the gene SOWAHC, whose product is annotated as sosondowah ankyrin repeat domain family member C. Lineage: Eukaryota; Metazoa; Chordata; Lepidosauria; Squamata; Phrynosomatidae. The record is from RefSeq and is a predicted model, not a curated record. The coding region runs from base 89 to 1471 and encodes 460 amino acids. Gene Ontology annotation, molecular function: protein binding. The transcript has a single exon.